This is a messenger RNA of Aspergillus campestris IBT 28561, 12250 nucleotides long. RefSeq names its product putative fermentation associated protein (Csf1). Bases 1 to 12117 code for a protein of 4038 amino acids. Gene Ontology annotation, biological process: fermentation. NCBI's taxonomy places the organism in Eukaryota, Fungi, Ascomycota, Eurotiomycetes, Eurotiales, Aspergillaceae. The transcript has 8 exons. The record is from RefSeq and is a predicted model, not a curated record. Gene Ontology annotation, molecular function: GTPase activity; GTP binding; translation elongation factor activity. Gene Ontology annotation, cellular component: membrane.
AUGGCUAAUACAAGCUUGACAACGCUGUCCUUGACUCCGGAUCCAAGCUUUAAUUGGUUCUUCCUCCUUGAACUUAUCGUAUCGUGCAUCCUCGUGCUGUUUUUCCUCCUAUACUUCAACCGUCUUUUCGCAACCGUCCUAUCGUACGGAAUCCGGGCCUAUACCUGGCACUACUACCGCGCUUAUGUCGAUAUACACGCUCUGCAAAUAUCCUUACUGGGAGGGAGGAUCUUCUUCAAGGGCAUCCGGUACCAUGGGGUGAACGAGACAAUCUUCAUACAUGGAGGGUUUAUUACCUGGCGUUACUGGAGACAUAGUGUCAGACGGACACACGUAUCGAAUUUCAAACCGACCUCUGAAAAGGCAGACGAUGGAGCGCAGUCCCGGGAAGGGGACGGUGACGGUUGCAAGGAUGGUGAUCGGGAGGAACAAGGGGGACAAAAACGGGCGGAUACACUCCCUUGUCGCAUUACGGCAAAGUUUUAUGGCUUUGAGUGGUUUAUCUACAACCGGACCCCCGCCUACGACAGUAUCUUGGCAGGCUUCAUGCCGUCUGAUCCCACCACGACGUUCACCAAACCGGAGUACCCUGGGAGCAGUACGCUAGAUCCCGGGCUCAAGGAGGGCUCGGAGCACGCGCCGUCAGAUAAUAGGCCAGCUUCGGAUCGAGUUCCUUCUCCUCGUGGCAACUUCCCGGCGAGGAGUGGGACGGGCAGCGAGACGAUCGGUUCGCAGGACGCGGGAAGCUCCGGGCAGGGAAUGGGAGAGAGUUUAUCAAAACUCCUCCAGCUUUUGCCUUUGCGACUGGUGUGUGACAAAGGCGCUAUUGUGGUGGGAAAUGAGAAUACAAGGUCGGUCCUCACCACGACCUUUAAUGGGGCCACGGGGUUGGUCGAAGCCUGCAGCGCUGGUCCGCUGGACCUCUACCGGCAAGCAUUCUCUUUUCACCUCGAUCACCCUGUUAUCCAAAUGAGGCCAAAUCCAGAUUUCAAGCAGAACCAGCUUGUUGCCGCCAAAGGACUCGGCUCCGCCCGACCAGAGCCGUCUGGAACGAAACGCAAGAGGGACACGAUUUUCAAUUAUCAUUUCCAAAAGCGCAGGGUGUGGCACAGCAUCCGUGACCUUAUUCCAUACUUUCAGACUUCUGUCGAGUCCUUCCAUGUUUCCGACAAGCCUGCAGAUCCAUCUAAGCUUUGGGGGAAUACCCACAGUGACGCUCGCUGGACCGGCCUUUCUCGGUAUAUAGAUGAAACCAGCCACGAUGACCAUGAAGAAUGGAGUUCUGUGGAAUAUGGGAGAUUCUCCACAAUUUUGGAUAGUCCCGGGAUGACCAUAUCCUAUUUUUGGGACAUUCCUGGCUAUGUUGUACCACACGCGACGGCUCCAUCAUCCCCCCAGCAGAGACCUCCGCUGGGUAUCAACGGUGCCCCGCCCCCCGAGUGGGGGAUCGAUGUCAAACUUGAAGGUGGUUCUAUCAAUUACGGGCCCUGGGCUGAUCGGGAACGAGUCGGGCUACAGAAUGUGUUCUUCCCCAAUAGUUACCGAAGCUCCGAGUCCGCGGAGCCCUUGGCCCCGGGCGAGCCAAGGAAAAGCACGUUAUUCAGACUGCGCAUAGAAACUAGCCAGGAUAUGACCCUGCGGAUCCCGACGAGAGAACCAUCCAAGGAUUGGCAGUGGAAAGGACGGGCUGAUGCAAUCAGAGGUUCUUCCAAGCUCAAGAAGCAGCAAUCGAGGAGAAAAUCACGCGAGGGCGACAAGGGCCCUAUUGGACCCGAUAUUCGUCCUUUUGGGUGGCUGUCUUUGCGCGUGUCCGGUGAUUCUACUGUGACCUACAACAUGGAUAUGGUGGCUUCAGGCCCGAGGUUUCGUAACCAGCUUGACUUGGAUUUUCGGGACUCCAAAAUGACUUCAAGCGUCAACCAUGCGUUGUUAUGGCAGUGUCCUAGACAACUACUCAGCUGCGAUCUCUCGGUGCCCCUCUCCUGGAAUGAUCUUCGCACAUGGAAGUUCGACAUUGACAAUCAAUCUAUGGAGUUAUUUCUUCUGCGUGAUCACAUCUUUCUUCUGACAGAUCUUGUUACUGACUGGGCUUCUGGCCCUCCGCAAGACUACUACACAUUCGUACCGUUCAUUUACAAACUCAAUCUCUCAUUCGCAGACUUGCGCUUGUUCGUGAACGUGAACGACCAAAACAUCAUCAGCAACCCUUCCGACCUGGAUGACAAUCGCUUGCUGCUAAUUAAAGGGAAAACACUGAAUUCGGCAGUCACUCUUCCUUUGAACAAAUAUAGGCCGGAUCAAAAUGCCGUCGAAUUCAAUAUAGAUCUCGACGAUGCCGCCAUCGACUUUUUGAGUCCUCUAUGGGACACCUUCCAUACCUUUUUGAGCGAUAAAUCCGCUGCCACUCUGGAGCACUUGUCUAUAGGCGGGACAUACAAUUACUACCAGUCCACAUCGUCGGAGCUGGUGGACACGCUAUACCUGAACCUUGAUGGUUCGUCCCCUAGACUGUAUCUGUAUGGGUUCCUCAUCAAAUGCUUCUUGACAGUCAAGGAAAAUUACUUUGGGGAAGAAAUGCAUUUCAAGACACUCGAGGAGUUUCAGGAGCUUGCUUAUUCCAAGGAACAACCCGAGUUGCACAAUCAAGUCAAUCCAAAUAGAGUAUCAAAUGAUCUCGAUGUGAUUGUGCAUGUUAAUGCUAAUGACGCCUGUGCUCUUCUCCCUGAGAACAUCUAUAAUCAUGUGAAAUGUUUAAGGCUCACAUCGCCGUCUCUCGAGAUCGACCUACGGUUCACUAAUUACUACAUGGACUUGGAGUUUUCAGUAUCUCCGUUGAAAGUGGGCCUCGAGUCCAACCCACCAGACGGCCCACGUAUCAUUUCUGACACUCAACUAUUUAUUGACGGCAUUUCUGUAUACGGCCAUCGUCUGUUCGGGUUGGCUCCCGCGGAGCCCACUUAUGUUUGCAAUUGGGAUUUCAAGGUCGGACGAGUUAUUGGAGAAUUCUCCACAGACUUCUUGAGCUGCCUGGGUGCGUCCCUGAAAAGCUUCGACUUUUCUUUCGAUAACGAAGAAAAUGGCCUCCCGCCUUUGUUUCCGAUCGCUCUUCAUGACGUGACCUUCCUUCGGGCAAAUAUCGAUUUGAUUCAUGUCUCCAUCCUAUUAGACAAAGUGGCACUUGUUCUGAGCACCGGCCCGCUGAAAACCCAGUUCAACGACUGGACUGAUGCCAGAUUCUCAAAGCGCAUGAGCCUCGUGGUUCCUGACAUCUCUAUCGCUGCAGUUGACUAUAAGUUCCUCGGGCCAUUCGGGAAUUUGCUUGACACGAAACUGGCUCCUUUCGCACUAGUUCAGUCCACUAUCAAGCUUAGAAUGGCGCAAAGGAAGAGCGAUAUCACCGAAGGCAGGAGACUGCAACAGGAGCAUUUGAAACUGCACGAUGAGAGAACCCAAAGGACUCCGUGGCUUCUUUUUGACUGGGAGGACAUUGAACCUGACUUCCCCCAAGGCGCAAAGGAUAACUUGGCCCCGCCAACCAUUCCAAUCCCGACAAUGCCUGAGUCUGUAGGGAAAUUCUCGCAAGGGCUCAAACCAUCAUUGGCAAGGCAUAAUUCGGACAACAGAAGUUAUCACAGUUCUAAAAGUUUUCUUAUGCACUCUGAUACGUCGAGCGUGAGAAAUGGUCGGGGACGACUCGCUGGGCGCCAAUUUGAUCCUUCGCGGGGUCUAUCGCAAGCAGAUGUUUAUCGGAUUAGACCUCGAGUAGCCGAUGACAGCCGCAUGUUUGAUGCGUUGGAAAGCAGUAAAGUAUACGGGAAGGACUCAUCGACAAGCGUGCCGGAUUCUUCUAAUCCUUGGAUCAUGCCGAACUUCUCGCUCUACAGGAUUGACCUCGAUACAUCGCAGUUGCCCACGUGCCGGGGCACACAUGAUAGCCCUGCCGAGACUGCCUUUGCUGAAGCAAAAUUUGACACAUACGCCUCGCCGUUCGAAGAUGACGAGACAACACACACCGAUUUUGCUCUCGAGCUACCUACAGGAGUUAAGGGCUUCUGUCGACCUGAAUUCCUUUUCCUGGUGGCGGAUUUGGUAGGCAAGCUACAGCCGAGACAUCCGAUUUCGAUCAUUGAUACACUCCAAAAAGAUGUCGUUUCAGAUAUUGUGGGCUAUGAGAAGGCAAUGAAGAACCCUAAAACGGCAACAGCAUUCGCAGUACGGGCCCCGUAUGUGCUCAUGAACUUGGUCCACUCUACCGAUCCUCUCGUCAGCCAUGAAGCUGGAUUUCGAGAUGAGUACAGCAUCAAGGUCAUCCAUUUGAAGACAGAGAUACGAUCAAGGUACGAUCAACAGACGGACAAUCCUGUCGAUAAAAAUACCACUGUCCACGCGGCAGCCAAAAGCCUUUUGGUGUCUGUGGAAGGUGGCCAGGCCGAUACAUAUCAGGACAAAGCCGAGUUCAGCUGUCUUUUUGAAGACAUGAAUUUUUGGCUUGUAACAAUACCUUUUGUCAAAUCCAAGUUCCAAACUCGGGCAUUUGACACUGUUACUUCGACAAGAUCAGUGGAGCCUUUGGCCUUCCUAGUCCGUCGUACAACAACCAUGUUCGAUUCUCUUGCAUACUCCUUCCAGCAUAACUCGGCUCUCGAGCGAAAGAGACUACGCUUCCUGAUCUAUUUCCUGACACAAACGGCCGCCACUACUUCCGAUCCGGUCUUCCUGACACGCAUCUCGUAUGUAUUGAGGGUUGCACCUGCUCAUCUACGGCAUCACGAUUCAUGGAAGAUAUUAUCUCGGAUUCGAAACGUUUACAAUUGCUUGUCUCGCGAUCAACAGAAGGAUCUUAUUUCAAAAUGCGAGACUGACAACAUCUUGUUGCCCCGCAAUGCACGAACUACUGUCUUGUCAAGCUUCGACCAGUGGCGUGCUUGGGAUUUGGCACAUGUCGAGAAAAGCGACGUGAUGCGGAGGGUUUGGGAUACCUUCGCACCUAAAGAGGAGAAUGCCACCCCGACAGCACAGUUUUCCAUUGUGGUGAAAUCCUUCCGCUUUGCAAUUGAUCCUGGGCCGAAGGAAAGCGGAUUUGUGAUUGAGGAUCUGGCUACUGCCAUUUCAGCGCAUCCUCAAAAGAAGCAACCAUCGGGUGUCGAGAUCAAGCAGAAUAAUCUGGUAACAAUCCAGACUUACUGCUCAUCUACUAGCCUGAGGCUCCGCUGGGAACUAUUAGACAUUGUGGAAGGAGUUAUGAAGGCAAUGUCUUCUGUGACACUUGAAUCCACCGUCCGGACCCAAAGCCUUGGAGAACCUCAAAGUGAACAGAGUGAGCUCCAGUUUACGUUUGGCACAGACCUCGGAUCUAUCACCCUCGAUGGUAUCAACGUCAAACUUGUGAUGGCUGGAACUGGCCUCCGAAGUUCUAUCAGCCAGAUAUCAAAUAGUAGAGAAAGCCCUGACGGUCUAAGCGUGCUGAUGAGUGCUGAGGGAUGUUCUUCGGAGAUUUCCAAUAUUUCCGAAACUCUUAUGUUGUGGAAGAUCGCCGAUCCACACGUGUACAUCGCACGUGUCUCUGAACACAUGGGAUCUAAUCUAAUUCACGACUGGAGAAUCGUGGGAUCAUGCACGAAACUCCGCUAUGAGAUGCGGGAGGAUCCAUUGAACCUUGCUCACACUGCAGACAGGCUGAUAGAAGAUGAAGUCCGAUACAUCCAUCAGCUUGUUAAGAACUUGGAUUCGCCCACACAGCAGUCCCCUAAGGUCGAACCAGCGAAACAACCGUCUAACAACAAGAUCCACAUAGCAAUGUUUUUGGAUGACUAUCGCCUAAGCUUCUGUGUUUUACCAUCACUUAAGUAUGUCAUAUCUGGAGAAGUUGCUCGCACGUCCAUCAUACCGACUCGCGAUUCAAAGGUGGAGAUAGACUUUGACGUGAAAAGGAACCUGCAUACCUUUCUGUCAAGCGAGGGUAGUGGGUGGCAUCGUCUAUCGGUGCUGGAGAUUCCGCCAAUCAACGGUCGGGUGGUUGCCAACAUGGCGCCUGUUCGGACGGAUGUGGAGGUUGAUAUAACAAUUGAACUCAUCAGACUGGAGGCAAGCUCUGUGAGAACCCUGCUGGGCUCUCUCACAAAGCCAGAGGUGUCCCACUUCAUGGCUGAUCUCAAAGAAAACUUCGAGUCCCUUCAACAACGGCUAGAUGAAGUUCUCGCUCUUGACAAAACACCCAAGCAACAGAAAGAACCACCCAAGGACCAUGGCAUUCUCUACAAGGCGAGCAUGUCAAUGGCAGGGAUCAAGGUCCAUGCUCUAGCGCCCGGUCUGAAUGGUAAAGACUAUUCAGCCGACUUGGAAUUGACUCUGGGGAUGAUGCGUAUGCGCCUCGACAAUGGCUUGGAAGACGGAUACCCAAUGCAAUAUCCCGAGUUCCACGUCGACACGUCGAAUAUAAGUCUCGAUCUUCGGAAGAAAGAGGCUUCUAGGAGCCGCUCUUACUGCAGCUUUGCCAUCGAUGCAAAACUCCAAGGGACUUCGACCAGGCUUGAAAAUGGUGACCUCAGGCGAGUGUAUCAUUUGAGCAGCAAGAAGUGUGAUAUCGAGCUCUUUUCCGAAACAGCUGCCCUGGUGGUUGAUAUGGCGGCUCAUCUCCAGGAGCGCAUCAAAACUCUGGAUCUGUCUCACGAGGUGGAGCGUUUCAAGAAAUUGCGCAAGCGAGGCCAUACAGAGACAAAAGCCAAGUCAACAGGUAUCCCAGAGAUACGCAUAUCAGAUGAGGGCGGCGCUCAAGAUCUGUUCGACGCCAUGUAUUCGUUGGAUUUCAAUAACAUCCAAAUCGCCUGGAACAUGACCACUGUGGUUUUGCCCACGUCCGCACGGAAACCCGACGACCUGGUUUUCUCCAUCAAGCGUGUGGAAUUAUCGAAUAAGAAGACCAACGCCGCUAAGCUUCGUAUUGAGGAUAUGCAAUUGCAGAUGGUUCCGUUCUCAAAUAACCGAGAGAAACGCUCCCUCAAUUCGGCCUUAUUGCCAGAACUGGUCUUCAAUGUUGCAUAUGCCUCGACAGGAAAAGAAGCUCGACUGGCCUUCCAAGCAGCCGGGAAGUCCUUGGACAUACGGGCGACUUCUGAUUUCGUCAUGCCUGCUAGUACCAUUCGAGAUUCUAUCGCUUCUGCAAGCCGGAUUAUCCGCGAAGCCAAUUCCUCCCUGAUGCCCAAGCCCUCUGAAGAGGGCACCGAAGAGGGCACGAAGCAACGUUCCCUUUUCGGGAACAAACGCCUGCGCUCCGUGCUAGUUGACGUCGACUUCGCUGGUGCCAUUGUAUCGCUACAAGGGAGGCGCAGCGAUGACCAACAUUUGACGGCAGCGCACAGGGGGAGUCGGACAUCAGACGCAAGUUAUGGUAGCUAUAUCCAUGGGGAUGGAGUAGCCACGGCUACCCUAAGAGCCCCUGGCGUGGCGUUGAAGGUUCAAUUCGAGGACAGCAGCUCUGCUGGCUCUGCAUUGAAUGCGGAGCUAAAGGUUGAUCCGUCCACAAAUGUUCUGCAUCCGAGUCUGGUUCCAUUGGUGAAACAGAUGACCUCGGCGGUGCAGCACGUUAUGGGAGGCCAACAAAAGCCUAGAAGGCCUUCUAGCGCGAUGAUGCUGCAGCCUCAGAAGCUGAUGCAAGAGGCACCACUCGACGAUGAAGGGAGAGACACGAUCCUGGGGAGAUGCAAACUGAACGUGGGUCUUCUCAUCUGCAAACAAGAAUUCAGCUUGAGCUGCCAACCCAUCGCCAGAGUCGCCGCCACUGCCGGGUUUGAAAGCGUCUACGUAACCAUCAAUACUGUUCAAUCAGAUGAAUAUGGCCGGUUUCUGUCACUUUUGAUGACAUUCAACUCAUUGCAAGCUUCGGUGAAACACGUUUAUUCCAGCGAAUCCACUGCAAGCUUCGAAGUCCAAUCCAUGGUCAUGUCUGUUAUGAACAGCAAGCACAUUGGCAGUUCCAAGGGUAUCUCGGCUGUGCUUAGAGUGAGCCCAAUGCAGGUGGCUCUCAACGCCAAGCAAGUACAGGAUUUGCUUCUUUUCCGAGAGAUUUGGUUCCCAUCGAAUGAGGACAUAGAUGUGGAGCGAAAAUUCCCUCCCUCGUCUCCGGAGACGCCACCCUAUAUUGUCCAGCGAUAUCAGCAAGUUGCAUCGGCCUCUGCGUUCCCAUGGAACACGGCUAUUGCAGUCGAGCGAUUAGAGAUCCAUCUAGACCUAGGGUCCACUCUUGGAAAGGCCCAAUUUGGCAUCAACGACUUGUGGAUGUCGUCGAAAAAGACGUCCGAUCAGGAGCAAACGCUGUGCAUUAAGCUGAAAUCCCUCGGGGUAGAAGGCAAAGGUCGAAUGAGUGGGUUGAUCGAGCUACAGACCCUGAAAGUCCAUACUUCAAUCCACUGGCCCGACGACAUGCUCCACAGCCAGACCCCUCUUGUGCAAGCCUCGAUUGCUUUCAACCAAUUCCAGAUGAAGGUUUCCUUUGACUAUCAGCCUUUCAUCAUUGGCCACAUCACGAUGUUCAAUUUCCUCAUGUACAAUGUCCGGAACGUCUCUGGCAAUGAGCGGCUAUUUAGCAUUAUUGAUGGAGACAAAGUACAGGUGUUCUGUACCAGCCUAACCGCGUCACAGACGAUUGCUUUGCUCCAAGCAUGGCAGCGCCUCGUGCAAGACAAGCAGUCAGCAUACGAAAGGGCAUUGGAUGACGCACAGAGAUACAUGCGCCGACGAACUUCCAGCUUCGCCAGCAAACCCGAGCUUUCAAGCGAAGCGAAGGCUAAAACGACGGACGAAAAGGACGAAAAAGCACCAAUAUCUCUCCAAACGGGGGUUGUCGUCUCGCUGAACUCCGUCAAUCUCGGGGUAUUCCCCAGCUCCUUCUACGACAACCACGUAUUCAAGCUGGAGGCACACGAUGCCCAGGCCCAUUUCCACGUGUCCCUGGAAGAGGAGCGGAUACACAGUAUCCUAGGACUCACUCUCGGCGAGCUGCGCGUUGCACUUUCAGGUAUCACGCGGCCGCAUCCAAUGGAAAUGCAAGACCUCCUCGUCAGCGAAAUCGCCACCCGAGUCGUGGAGUCCACCGGAGGCACAAUCCUCAAGGUCCCCCGACUCGUAGCCAGCAUGGAGACGUGGCAAAAACCCGGAGACUCCAAGAUCGACUACAUCUUCCACAGCUCCUUCGAAGGCAAAGUCGACGUCGGAUGGAACUACUCGCGCAUCAGUUUCAUCCGCGACAUGUGGGACUCACACUCUCGCGCCUUGGCCUCCCGACUCGGAAAGCCCCUGCCGCCAUCUGCAGUUCGCAUCACGGGAGGACUCAAAGAGGGCGACGACACCCAGGAGCAGCAGGAGAAGAUCACGGCCGUCGUCAACGUGCCUCAGUCGAAGUACACGUAUGUUGCGCUGGAACCGCCGGUGAUUGAGACGCCUCAGCUGCGUGAUAUGGGUGAGGCUACGCCGCCCCUGGAGUGGAUUGGGCUGCAGCGCGAUAAGCUGCCCAAUGUCACGCAUCAGAUUAUCAUUGUGACGUUGUUGGAGAUUGCUAGGGAGGUGGAAGAUGCGUAUGAGAAGAUCUUGGGGUCUUCCUUCACUAUCGAAGAGAUCCGGUCCCUCAUGGACCGGCCGGCUAACAUCCGUAACAUGUCCGUCAUUGCUCACGUCGAUCACGGAAAGUCCACCCUCUCCGACUCCAUGGUCCAGAAGGCCGGUAUCAUUUCGGCUGCCAAGGCCGGUGAGACUCGUUUCAUGGACACCCGUCCCGAUGAGCAGGACCGUUGCAUUACCAUCAAGUCCACCGCCAUCUCCCUGUACGCCCAGUUCCCCGAUGAGGAGGAUCUCAAGGAGAUCCCCCAGAAGGUCGACGGCUCGGAGUUCCUGAUCAACCUGAUCGAUUCCCCCGGUCACGUUGAUUUCUCGUCGGAGGUCACCGCUGCCCUGCGUGUCACUGAUGGUGCCCUGGUCGUCGUCGACUGUGUCUCCGGUGUCUGUGUCCAGACCGAGACCGUCCUGCGUCAGGCCCUGACCGAGCGUAUCAAGCCCGUCCUGAUCAUCAACAAGGUCGACCGUGCUCUGCUCGAGUUGCAGGUCUCCAAGGAGGAUCUGUACCAGUCCUUCUCCCGUACCAUUGAGUCGGUCAACGUCAUCAUCGCCACCUACUUCGACAAGGUCCUUGGUGACGUCCAGGUCUACCCCGACAGAGGUACCGUUGCUUUCGGUUCCGGUCUGCACGGCUGGGCUUUCACCGUCCGCCAGUUCGCCGUCAAGUACGCCAAGAAGUUCGGUGUUGACCGCAAGAAGAUGCUUGAGCGUCUGUGGGGCGACAACUACUUCAACCCCAAGACCAAGAAGUGGACCAACAAGUCCGAGUCUGAUGGCAAGCCCCUGGAGCGUGCCUUCAACAUGUUCAUCUUGGACCCCAUCUUCCGUAUCUUCGCCGCUGUCACCAACGACAAGCGCGAUGAGGUGCUUACUCUGGUUGACAAGCUGGAGGUCAAGCUCACCAACGAGGAGAAGGAGUACACCGGCAAGCAGCUCCUCAAGACUGUCAUGCGCAAGUUCCUGCCUGCCGCUGAUGCCAUGCUGGAGAUGAUCUGUAUCCACCUGCCCUCUCCCGUCACUGCCCAGAAGUACCGUGCCGAGACUCUGUACGAGGGUCCUGCUGACGACGAGUGCGCCCUGGGUAUCCGUGACUGUGAUGCCAAGGCUCCUCUGAUGCUGUACGUCUCCAAGAUGGUGCCCACCUCCGAUAAGGGUCGUUUCUACGCCUUCGGUCGUGUCUACUCCGGUACCGUCCGCUCCGGUCUGAAGGUCCGUAUCCAGGGUCCCAACUACACCCCUGGCAAGAAGGAGGAUCUCUUCAUCAAGAACAUCCAGCGUACCAUCCUGAUGAUGGGUCGUUUCGUCGAGCCCAUCGAGGAUGUGCCCUGCGGUAACAUCGUCGGUCUGGUCGGUGUCGAUCAGUUCCUGCUGAAGUCUGGUACUCUUACCACCUCCGAGACUGCCCACAACCUGAAGGUCAUGAAGUUCUCCGUCUCCCCCGUCGUGCAGCGCUCCGUCGAGGUCAAGAACGCCCAGGAUCUGCCCAAGCUGGUCGAGGGUCUCAAGCGUCUGUCCAAGUCCGAUCCUUGUGUCCUGACCAUGAUCAACGAGGCCGGUGAGCACAUUGUCGCCGGUGCCGGUGAGCUGCAUCUCGAGAUUUGCCUGAAGGAUCUCGAGGAGGACCACGCCGGUAUCCCUCUGCGCAUCUCGGACCCCGUCGUGUCUUACCGUGAGACCGUCUCCGCCGCGUCGAGCAUGACCGCCCUGUCCAAGUCGCCCAACAAGCACAACCGUCUGUACCUGACCGCUCAGCCCAUGGAGGAGGAGCUGUGUCUGGCCAUCGAGGCCGGCAAGAUCAGCCCCCGUGAUGAUUUCAAGGCUCGUGCCCGUGUCAUGGCCGACGAGUACGGAUGGGACGUCACCGACGCCCGUAAGAUCUGGUGCUUCGGUCCCGACACCACCGGUGCCAACUUGCUGGUCGACCAGUCCAAGGCCGUCCAGUACCUCAACGAAAUCAAGGAUUCCGUUGUCUCUGGUUUCCAGUGGGCCACCCGCGAGGGUCCCGUUGCCGAGGAGCCUAUGCGUGCCGUGCGCUUCAACGUCCUGGAUGUGACCCUGCACGCCGAUGCCAUCCACCGUGGUGGUGGUCAGAUCAUUCCCACCGCUCGUCGUGUGCUGUACGCCGCCACCAUGCUGGCCGAUCCCGGCAUCCUGGAGCCCAUCUUCAACGUCGAGAUCCAGGUGCCCGAGCAGGCCAUGGGUGGUAUCUACGGUGUGCUCACCCGCCGCCGUGGUCACGUCUACACUGAGGAGCAGCGCCCCGGUACUCCUCUGUUCAACGUCAAGGCCUACCUGCCCGUCAACGAGUCCUUCGGCUUCCCCUCGGAUCUCCGCCAGGCCACCGGUGGCCAGGCCUUCCCCCAGUCCGUCUUCGACCAUUGGGCUGUCCUGCCCGGUGGAUCCUGCCUGGACCCCACCACCAAGCCUGGUAUCGUCGUUACUGAGAUGCGUAAGCGCAAGGGUCUCAAGGAGCAGGUUCCCGGCUACGAGAACUACUACGACAAGCUGUAAAAAAUUUGUUUCACCCGAGCCUAGUAGGGUUCCAGCAUGCCGUGCUUGGAAUCCUAAGUUUAUGAGUUUGACGAAUGCGAUACAAUGUCCAUGCUAAGGGAGAACAAAAAUUUUUCAAAAAGGAGACAGCAGC